GUCCUGCUGCUGAACGCCCACAUAGGCUCUGCCUAUAUCCUCUCCUGCUACUUCACCAACUGGGCCCAGUACAGGCCUGGCCUGGGCAAGUACACCCCUGAGAAUGUGGACCCCUGCCUGUGCAACCACCUGAUCUAUGCCUUCGCUGGGAUGGCCAACAACGAGAUCACCACCUACGAGUGGAACGAUGAGACCCUCUACAAGUCCUUCAACGGCCUGAAGAACCAGAACAAGAACCUGAAGACCCUCCUGGCCAUCGGGGGAUGGAACUUCGGGACAGAGAAGUUCUCCACCAUGGUCUCCACCCCCCAGAACCGUCAGACCUUCAUCAAGUCUGUCAUCAGGUUCCUGAGGCAGUACCAGUUUGAUGGGCUGGACCUCGACUGGGAGUACCCUGGCUCCAGGGGCAGCCCAGCCCAGGACAAGGCUCUCUUCACCGUGCUGGUGAAGGAAAUGGUGGCAGCCUUUGAGCAGGAAGCCAAAGAGGUCAACAAGCCCAGGCUCAUGGUCACAGCUGCCGUUGCUGCAGGGCUCUCCACCAUCCAGGCUGGCUACGAGAUUGCUGAGCUUGGCAAGUACCUGGACUACUUCCACGUCAUGACCUACGACUUCCACGGGGCCUGGGACUCCACCACAGGGGAGAACAGUCCUCUCUACAAGGGCCCAGCCGACACUGGGGACUUGGUCUACUUCAAUGUGGACUAUGCCAUGAACUACUGGAAGGACAACGGAGCCCCAGCCGAGAAGCUGCUCGUGGGCUUCCCGACCUAUGGCCACAACUUCGUCCUCCAGAACCCCUCCAACACUGCUGUUGGGGCUCCAGCAAGUGGGCCUGGCCCAGCUGGACCCUACACAAGGCAGUCUGGAUUCCUGGCUUACUAUGAGAUCUGCACCUUCCUGAGUGAAGGAGCCACCCAGGCUUGGGAUGCCCCCCAGGAUGUGCCCUAUGCCUACAAGGGCAACGAGUGGGUUGGCUAUGACAACAUCAAGAGCUUCAACAUCAAGGUGGACUGGCUGAAGAAGAACAAGUUUGGAGGUGCCAUGGUUUGGGCCCUUGACAUGGAUGACUUCACUGGCACCUUCUGCAAGGAGGGCAAAUAUCCUCUGAUCAACACCCUGAAGAAAGGUCUUGGUCUGGACAGUGGUGACUGUGUGCCUCCAGCUGAGCCCAUCCCCCCCAUCACCGAGGCUCCUCCUAGCCAAGGAGGUGGCUCUGGGGGCUCUGGGGGCUCUGGGGGCUCUGGGGGCAGUGGAUUCUGUGCUGGCAAGGCCAAUGGCCUCUAUGCAGACCCCCAGAACAAGAAGAACUUCUACAACUGUGUGAAUGGUGUCACCUACCUGGAGAGCUGCCAGGCUGGCCUGGUCUUUGAUGCCAGCUGCUCCUGCUGCAACUGGGCCUGAAGCUGCUGCAGCCAGCAGCCCCCCCUGCCCUUGCUGCAUGCAAUGACAACCACCCAAUAAAGUGCUC
Messenger RNA from Dryobates pubescens (Downy woodpecker), 1468 nucleotides. Its product is annotated as acidic mammalian chitinase. The transcript is spliced from 10 exons. Bases 151 to 1401 code for a protein of 416 amino acids. NCBI's taxonomy places the organism in Eukaryota, Metazoa, Chordata, Aves, Piciformes, Picidae. The record is from RefSeq and is a predicted model, not a curated record. Gene Ontology annotation, biological process: carbohydrate metabolic process; chitin catabolic process. Gene Ontology annotation, cellular component: extracellular region. Gene Ontology annotation, molecular function: chitin binding; chitinase activity.